CUUUUGCUUGGAGGUCCCGCGUCCAUCGGUGGAGGAUACUCACACAAGAUGGCAGAAACACCCGAGCUCAUAUUGUCAACAGAAGGGAGCACGGAUCUGCCCCAUGAGGACUCAACUAUUGGUAUGAGCAGCGAAGAUUUAGACCGCGGUUAUCCACUAGAUCUUGCAGCAGAGAGCCACGUUGUCACUGCCAGAGGAUUGCUCACCACCGGUACCCACAUAACCGGAAGCGAGCAUUGCGGACACACGCCGGCAGAUGAGUUAGCUCCCGCCUUGAGUUUCGAGGACUUGACAGCGGGAAGCUACACAGACUUUACUGGAAUUGAGCAAGCGUACGAGGUGGACUCUGAGAACCUAAUGGAGCGACCAACUCCGAGUCCUCCACCGCAACGGGUUGCCUUGCUGCCCUUUCUACUAGUGGCUGAGGAGUAUCCGGACGAUCUACUCAAUGGUCUGAGUGAAAUUUCCCAAUACUGUGUUUAUAAGAACUUUGUAACGGCGGAUACCAUGUUGGAAGCAGAAAACGUCGAACGUAUAGCUGUGCGCUUCCAAUAUGAUGAGCAGCUCAACCCCGGUUCAGUGAAUGUCCGGCCCUCUCACAUGAACCAUCGGCAAUUACCACCAGACGAAAAGUUCGCCAUUGUUGUUUCGUAUAAGAGAAAAAGCGAAGCCUUUCGAGCUCUGGGUCGCAUGCUUGGAGUGUUGUUCGAUAUCCGGGAGCCGUCGGACUUGGCCACGGUGAUGAGUUGGGAUGAAACAGCUCAAUUUCAGACGCUCGGAGUGAUGAUUGAUUGCAGUCGAUCCGCAGUCCUAACCAUGCAGACGGUGAUGUACCUGUUACGGACUUGUGCAUUACUGGGAAUGAACACUUUCCAGUUGUAUACCGAAGAUACCUAUCAGAUUGAGGACGAACCAUUUUUUGGUUAUUUGCGAGGGGGAUUCUCGCAGGAGGACCGAGCUUUGAUUGAUAACUACGCAUCAAACUUUGGUAUAGAGGUCUUCCCGUGCAUACAAACUUUGGGACACCUUGGUCAAAUCCUGCAGUGGCCGAGGUUCGCAGGGGUGAGAGACACGCAUGAGGUUAUCUUACCAGGCUCAGAAGAAACAUACCAGCUGAUCGAGAAGAUGGUCGAUGCUGCAUCUAAGCCACUGCAAUCGAAACGGAUUCAUAUUGGGAUGGAUGAGGCACAUGGGGUUGGCGAAGGUCGAUAUAAGCAGAUUUUCGGUGAAAAAGAUAGUAGUGAGGUCUUCUUGGCGCAUUUGCAGAGAGUGGAAAAGAUAUGCAAAGACCGUGGUUUGAAGCCAAUGGUUUGGUCUGAUAUGCUCUUCACUUUGGCCGCCAAGAACAAUUCCUUACAGAGUUAUUACGAGACCUCGGACUUACCUCAGGAAAUGAAGCACAACAUGCCCGAUGAUUUGGAUCUCGUCUAUUGGGAUUACUAUCAUGUGCAAACAGAUGCGUAUUCGCGAAAGAUUCAACAACAUCGGGAUCUUGGAUUUGAUCCCUGGGUAGCUGGAGGCAUUUGGUCGUGGAACCGGUUUUAUAGUGCGCUGCCAUUUACAUUUGCAGCAUCGGAUGCUUGCCUAAAAGCCUGUAAACGUGACAAGGUUAAAAAUGUUUUCGUGACAACGUGGGGAGACGAUGGGAAUGAGUGUGAUAUUCUGUCGGCACUUCCUGGAUUUGUCUAUUAUUCGGAACAUUGUUAUACGGCGAAUGAAGACAUUGAUUGGAGUCUGUUCCGGAGAAAUUUUGCGGGCAUAUGUGGAGGAAAUCUCGAUGAUUGGAUAUAUGCAUCCAAAAUCGAUCUACCUCUGGAGACAAUUGACCGAACGCGCUUUCCGCCGAAUGUCUCAAAGUGGCUGCUGUGGAAUGAUCCUUUCUACGGCUUCUUCUCGCCACAGUAUGCUGGCGUAGAUUUGGGAUUGCAUUAUCAAGAGAUUGCCCAGCAUCUGGCAACCGUGUCUUCUGGAGAGCAAUUGCUCUUGUACCCUUUGAACGAACGCCUGGCGUUUCCAGCCAGAAUCGCGGAUGUUUUAAGAUUGAAAGCGAACUUACGACAAGGAUUAGUCGCUGCAUACAAGUCUCAGAACCCUAAGAAAGAAUUGUACGAAUUCGUGCAGGGCCCCGUACGAGAAUUGCGACGUGCGGUGGAUCGUUUGUGGAAGCACCAUCGCGAUCAGAUAUGGCUUUCCACCUACCGGCCUUUUGGGCUUGAAAUCAUCGAACUGCGUUAUGGAGGCUUAAGGACCCGUUUAGAGACUUUGGAGGAUAGAAUCUUGGCUUUUUGUGGUGUGGAAAGUGAUGUUUUUCAGACCGCGAGGGCGACUGUAGGAAUGGGGGGAAGUACCCGUGCCGACCUUUCUGAGCUUGAUGCUGAGCUACGGGAAGUCUACGCAGGAAUUGGGUUGGAGAUCGUGGUGGAUUUCGCACGAGCUUAUACACCAUCGCGCGCCCUCGGUACUGGCUAAUGCGGGAGGUCACUUUACUACAAUGACACAAUCGAUGUAUUGGAAUGUACAAAGGAUCAUAUAUAAAGUAGGCUAUUCACAUAAGCAUUUCCCCGCGGACAAA
This is a messenger RNA of Spizellomyces punctatus DAOM BR117, 2572 nucleotides long. RefSeq lists its product as uncharacterized. Lineage: Eukaryota; Fungi; Chytridiomycota; Chytridiomycetes; Spizellomycetales; Spizellomycetaceae. Gene Ontology annotation, biological process: carbohydrate metabolic process. Gene Ontology annotation, molecular function: hexosaminidase activity. The transcript is spliced from 17 exons. The coding region runs from base 49 to 2469 and encodes 806 amino acids. The record is from RefSeq and is a predicted model, not a curated record.